This is a messenger RNA of Triticum turgidum subsp. durum (durum wheat), 1347 nucleotides long. NCBI's taxonomy places the organism in Eukaryota, Viridiplantae, Streptophyta, Magnoliopsida, Poales, Poaceae. The record is from the annotation of a GenBank genome assembly.
AUGGCCGAGAGCGCCGCCGCUGCCGGGCAAUCAUCCUCGGCGAGGAAGUCUGGGGUGCCGGUGUUCGUGAUGAUGCCGCUGGACACGGUCAAGACGUGCUGCGGGAGCGGUCUGAACCACCGGAAGACCAUGGCGCGGGAUCUGGCGGCUCUCAAGAGCUCGGGCGUGGAGGGAAUCAUGGUGGACGUGUGGUGGGGCGUCGUGGAGGCCGAGGAGCCGGGGCUGUACAACUUCGAAGGGUACAUGAAGCUCGUCGAGAUGGCGCGCGAUGCCAGGCUCAAGGUCCAGGCCGUCAUGUCCUUCCACCAGUGCGGCGGCAACGUCGGCGACACCGUCAACAUCCCGCUGCCGCGGUGGGUGGUGGAGGAGAUGGACAAAGACCAGGACCUCGCCUACACUGACCAAUGCGGACGCCGCAGCUACGAGUACGUCUCACUCGGCUGCGACGACAUGCCCGUCCUCGACGGACGCACGCCCAUCCGGUGCUACACCGACUUCAUGCGCGCCUUUCGCGACCACUUCGCCGCCUUCCUCGGGGACACCGUCGUCGAAGUACAAGUCGGCAUGGGGCCGGCGGGCGAGCUACGGUACCCGUCGUACCCGGAGAGCGAAGGAACCUGGGCAUUCCCCGGCAUCGGCGCCUUCCAAUGCUACGAUAAGUAUUUGCUCAACAGCCUGAAGAUGGCAGCGGAGGCGGCGGGCAAUCCGGACUGGGGCUUGGGCGGGCCGACGGACGCCGGCGGCUACAACAGCCGGCCGGACGACACGGACUUCUUCCGCCAGGACGGCGGUGGCUGGGACUCGGGGUACGGCCAGUUCUUCAUGUCCUGGUACUCGCGGAUGCUCCUGGAGCACGGUGACCGCGUUCUGUCCGGCGCGGCGUCCGUGUUCGGCCACGAGCCCGGCGUCCAUCUAUCGGUCAAGGUCGCCGGCAUCCACUGGCACUACGACACAGAGUCGCACGCGCCGGAGCUCACGGCUGGGUACUACAACACGCGGCGCCGCGACGGGUACCUCCCGAUCGCGCGCAUGCUGGGCCGUUACGGCGCCGUGCUCAACUUCACCUGCGUGGAGAUGCGCGACCAGGAGCAGCCACGGGACGCGCGGUGCCGUCCCGAGGGCCUGGUGUGGCGUGUGGCCGCGGCCGCCCGCGAGGCCGGCGUCGGCCUGGCCGGUGAGAACGCGCUGCCCCGGUACGACGAUGCGGCGCACGACCAGGUGGUGGCCACUGCUCGGGAGGAGCGGAUGGUGGCGUUCACGUACCUCCGCAUGGGCCUCGACCUGUUCCAGCCCGACAACUGGCGCCGCUUCGCCUCAUUCGUGACACGGAUGAGCCAAGCCGGCUAG